This is a messenger RNA of Physcomitrium patens, 111 nucleotides long. The record is from the annotation of a RefSeq genome assembly. NCBI's taxonomy places the organism in Eukaryota, Viridiplantae, Streptophyta, Bryopsida, Funariales, Funariaceae.
AUGCUUACUCUUAAGCUGUUCGUUUACACAGUGGUUAUUUUUUUCGUUUCUCUUUUUGUUUUUGGAUUUUUGUCAAAUGAUCCUGGUCGUAAUCCUGGACGUAAAGAAUAA